AUGGGAUGUAAACCUUCAACGACGCGGCCAAAGCGUUCCAAUCUACAUGAAAUGUCACGAAAACCAUUUGGGCAUGCUCAGACCACUGUAACGGCGGAAUCGAGCGAAGAAGAUAACCGUGACAAAAAGAAUUUCAGUACGGAGUCUGAUAAAAAGAAAACGGCCAAAGUUCCAUCGUUGCAGGUUGGUUUCUUGGGUAAUAUGCGGCUGUAAGAUAAGAUUUUUAAUAUGCAAUUGAAUUUUUUAGCGGAAUUUAAAUAGAAAAAAUAUUUAAAUUUUUUGAGCGAAAAAUUGCUUUGGUUUUUAAAUUUUAGGUAACAAAGCAAUCUAUGUUCAAUUGAGGUGAAUAUGAUAGUUUAUAAAAGAUUAAGAUUAUACGACAUUAUUAUAGAUUCAACCGACUCAAGAAUCAGCUGAAUAUCCUACAUCCCAUCAGAAGCAGAAUGCAGCUAAAAACAAAAAGCCAGAGGAAGCAAAACUGAAGAAUGACAAAGAUCAAGAGUCAAGCGGGAAGAAGAAAAAUUAUGUAAGUUGAUGAUUCUAGGUCAGUUUUUGCCAUUUUUUCAUGUAAAAAACAGUAAUAAUCUUCUGGAGCUUAUGUUCAUCAAUGUGCUUGUCUCUUGCAGAUCAAGAUUGCAAAUUUUCAGAAAUCGGAUGACAAGAAGAGCAAAAACAAAAACGAGGAUGGUUACCAUAAGAAACAUAGUAAGGAAAGAAAGCAUAAGAAGAUUGAGCACGUUGAAAGAGAAAAGGGCGAAGAAUAUGCUAAUGGUAUGUUUACUAUGAAAAAUGACAUUUAUAUAGAAAAAUCUAACGUAUUCUCUGUAAUUUACUCUGAAAUCUCUCUGUAAAUUAAAAUUUUAAGGAACUAAUUCUCCAAUUUAUGAUCUUUUCAAAAAAUAUACUUUCAGAAAUCAAGGAGCUGCGAAAGGACAAACAUGGCCGACGAAUACUGGCCAGGAUGGACACGAGUGAAGAAGAUGACACGUUGUACGAAGUCUACGAGAAAAUGCCUUCGGUCAGCUACGUUGGGGAGAUUCAUCCACCUGAAGCUCGAGCAUCUAUACCUGCUAGAGUUGGCACGGACCGAGAACAACGACGAACUUAUGUAUAA
Molecule: messenger RNA, 1114 nt
Organism: Bursaphelenchus okinawaensis
Lineage: Eukaryota; Metazoa; Nematoda; Chromadorea; Rhabditida; Aphelenchoididae
Source: the annotation of a GenBank genome assembly